AUGUCAUUAAUGGAGGUAUCUCCCGAAAGAGGUGAAAAGGGUAUACAGAACGGUAUGGAUAAUGCUCUAUUUUCUCAACCUCAGGCGGAAGGGUCUAAAGAGGUGCAACAGAUGGCAGGUACAGUAAUGUGCUCGUUAAAUAAACAAUCUCAUUCACCUACCUCAUCUUCUUUCUUUGUGGAUCAUCUGUAUGAGCUAAGAGUCAGACAAAAUUACACCGUGGAUGACGAAAGUGGACUCAGGAGGGAUAAAGAACCACCAGACAGGGGCUUUUACUCUGAUCAAGAAAGCUCAAAAAAUUGGGCUGAUUCAAGUGAAGAUGCCACUGUAAAUGAAGAUCAAGGAAUUAUCUUGCUAAACCAAACAACAGUGAACUACUCCGACUGCAGUACUGGGCAUAGUCCCAGAGAAUGGGGGGGUGCCUCUCCAUCUGUGUUGGCAAUGGAUGAAUUUGGGGACUGUAUUCAAUCGGAGGGGCUAAUUCGAGAAUGUGGCAACGGCUGGACAGAAUGUUUGCUAACGCUGAGAACUUCUUCCUCAAACUAA
Ilex paraguariensis (yerba mate) is the source of this 546-nucleotide messenger RNA. The record is from the annotation of a GenBank genome assembly. Lineage: Eukaryota; Viridiplantae; Streptophyta; Magnoliopsida; Aquifoliales; Aquifoliaceae.